Messenger RNA from Erinaceus europaeus (western European hedgehog), 2776 nucleotides. Its product is annotated as DNA (cytosine-5)-methyltransferase 3B-like. Gene Ontology annotation, cellular component: nucleus. Gene Ontology annotation, biological process: negative regulation of transcription by RNA polymerase II. The transcript has a single exon. The coding region runs from base 222 to 2513 and encodes 763 amino acids. The record is from RefSeq and is a predicted model, not a curated record. Gene Ontology annotation, molecular function: DNA binding; DNA (cytosine-5-)-methyltransferase activity, acting on CpG substrates. NCBI's taxonomy places the organism in Eukaryota, Metazoa, Chordata, Mammalia, Eulipotyphla, Erinaceidae.
GCGCCCCCCGGCGGACUGCCGGCCCCGGCACAGGCAGGCGGCGAGCGGCCGCCGCACCGGGCCGGCAGCGCGGGGGUUAAACGCCCAAGUAAACGUAGCGGCCGAUCGGCGCCGGAGAUUCGCGAGCCCGGCUCCCUGUGCCGCCGCCCGCCGCCGCCGCCCGCCCAGACCCACGGCUCCACUCCGGAGCCGCGCCCGAGCCAGGCUCCCGGCAGGAAACAAUGAAGGGAGACACCAGACCUCUCAACGGAGAGGAGGAUGCCAGUGGGAGGGAAGACUCCAUCACCAAUGGGGCCUGCAGUGACCAGUCCUCUGACUCCAAGGAUGCCCUCUCACCCCCAGUCCUGGAGGCCAUCAGCACCCCAGAGAUCAGAGGCCGAAGAUCCAGUUCUCGGCUGUCCAAGAGGGAGGUCUCCAGUCUGCUAAGUUAUACUCAGGAUCUUACUGGUGAUGGAGAUGAUGAGGAAGAUGAAGGCUCUGAUAUGCCAAUGCCAAAACUCUUCCGUGAAACCAGGACUCGUUCUGAAAGCCCAGCUGUCCGACCUCGAAAUAACAACAGCCAGGAGAGGCACAGGCCCUCCGCACGUUCUACCCGAGGCCGGCAGGGCCGCAGUCAAUCAGAAGAGUCCCCAGUGAUGUUCUCCAGUACCAGGUCUCUGCGCCGGCGGGCAAGCACACCAUGGCCUUCUCCUUCCAGCCCCUACCUCACAAUUGACCUCACAAAUGAUGAUGUGGUGUCACCACCAAGCAGCAGCACCCCUUGCCAGACCCAGGACAGCCAGCAGGAGAGCCUGGAGUGCCCACAGGUGGAGGAGGGCAAAGAUGCCGACAGUACUGAAUAUCAGGAUGGGAAGGAGUUUGGAAUUGGAGACCUUGUGUGGGGAAAGAUCAAGGGCUUCUCCUGGUGGCCUGCCAUGGUGGUAUCCUGGAAAUCCACAUCCAAGCGACAGGCCAUGACUGGGAUGCGGUGGGUCCAGUGGUUUGGUGAUGGCAAAUUCUCUGAGGUUUCUGCGGAUAAGCUGGUUGCUUUGGGACUAUUCAGCCAGCACUUUAACAUGGCAACAUACAAUAAACUUGUCUCCUAUAGGAAGGCCAUAUACCAUGCACUGGAGAAAGCCAGAGUACGGGCUGGCAAGACCUUCCCCAGAAGCCCUGGUGACUCCUUAGACAACCAACUGAAGCCUAUGCUGGAGUGGGCUCAAGGUGGCUUCAAGCCUACCGGUGUUGAGGGCCUGAAACCCAACAACAAGCAACCAGUUGUUAAUAAGUCGAAGGUUCGUCGUUCAGGCAAUGGGAAGUUAGAAUCAAGGAAACACGAUAACAAAUCCCGGAGACGCACAGCUGAUGACUCUGCCAACUCUGAUUACUGCCCCCCGCCCAAGCGCCUCAAGACAAAUUGUUACAACAAUGGCAAGGACAGAGAAGACCAGAGUCGAGAUAGCUGCCUGUCCUGUGGUAGGAAAAAUCCUAUGUCCUUCCAUCCUCUGUUUGAGGGUGGGCUCUGCAAGACUUGCAGGAAUCGCUUCCAUGAGCUGUUCUACAUGUAUGAUGAUGAUGGCUACCAGUCCUACUGCACCGUGUGCUGUGAGGGCCGAGAGCUACUUCUCUGCAGCAACACGAGCUGCUGCCGGUGCUUCUGUGUGGAAUGCCUGGAGGUGCUAGUUGGCACUGGCACAGCUGCAGAGGCCAAGCUACAGGAGCCCUGGAGCUGCUACAUGUGCCUCCCUCAGCGCUGUCAUGGUAUCCUGCGCCGCCGCAAAGAUUGGAACAUGCGUCUGCAGACCUUCUUUACCACUGACCCAGGAAGGGAAUAUGAUGCCCCCAAGUUGUUCCCUGCAAUUCCUGCACCCCGGAGGCGACCCAUUCGAGUUCUGUCCCUGUUUGAUGGGAUUGCAACAGGGUACCUGGUCCUCAAAGAACUGGGCUUCAAAGUGGAGAAGUAUGUGGCCUCUGAAGUGUGUGAAGAGUCCAUUGCUGUUGGGACCGUGAAGCAUGAGGGCAACAUCAAAUAUGUGCAUGAUGUCAGGGAUAUCACCAGGAAAGAUAUUGAAGACUGGGGCCCCUUCGACUUGGUGAUUGGUGGAAGCCCAUGCAAUGAUCUUUCAAAUGUGAACCCUGCCAGGAAGGGCCUGUAUGAGGGCACUGGCAGACUCUUUUUUGAAUUUUACCACCUGCUGCAUUAUGCACGCCCCAAGGAGGGUGAUGACAGGCCAUUCUUCUGGAUGUUUGAGAAUGUGGUAGCUAUGAAGGUCGAUGACAAAAGGGACAUCUGUCGUUUCUUGGAGUGCAAUCCAGUCAUGAUCGAUGCCAUCAAAGUGUCUGCUGCUCACAGAGCCCGGUAUUUCUGGGGCAACCUGCCAGGAAUGAACAGGAUCUUUGGCUUUCCUGUGCACUACACAGACGUGUGCAACAUGGGCCGUGGUGCCCGCCAGAAGCUGCUUGGAAGAUCCUGGAGUGUCCCAGUCAUCAGACACCUCUUCGCCCCCCUGAAGGACUACUUUGCCUGUGAAUAGUUCUUCUGGGAGGCCCUUGGCAUGGGGGAAUGGGACCAAGCCUGGAUCCAGAAGGUGCUGCCUGGGCUCUGCCCUUCCUCAACUCUGCUAUGUGGCUCUUGUCUCAAGCUACCUUUGUGGAGGGAACAGUACCCUUCCAGCAGGGGUAGCAUGACUUGCCACCUCAUUGUGCACAAUUCAGACCCGGCUGCUUGGAGCAGCCAGACAUGGUGCUCAUUUUUAUUUUCUAAGACUUUAAAAACUUGAAGUAGAUAGUAAGAAGA